AUGUGGAUUAAUGUUGUUGUGGUAGCAUCUCUUGUUGUACUUUCGGCAUCAAUUGAUGAAGAUAGUGAGCAAAAACUUAGACAAGUAGUUCAUCCUCCACUUUCUGAGGAACAACAUCAAAAUGCCGCUGUUGAAACUAAACAAGAAACGGACAAAACAACUCGGAAACAAGUAGCAGAACUAGAAAUAUCCUUUUAUCAUGGCUUUCUAGCCUCGCUUUCUGUCAUCAUUGUGUCUGAACUAGGUGACAAAACCUGGUUCAUUGCUGUUAUUAUGGCAAUGCGACAUUCAAGGUUGACGGUUUUCUCUGGUGCCAUGGCGGCUCUAGCGCUGAUGACUGUUCUAUCAGCUUGCCUCGGAUGGGUAACACAGUUAAUUCCACGAAUGGUGACUUAUUAUGUUUCCACUGCCCUUUUCGCACUAUUCGGUCUCAAAAUGCUUCACGAAGGAUAUCAUAUGUCUGCAAGUGAAGGACAGGCAAAAUUCGAAGAGGCUCAAGCAGAAGUAGCUAAACGAGAAAUGGACUUAGAUGCUGUGAAAUUUGUAGACAUGGAAGCUGGCAAUGCUGGUCGUAACAGGAGUUCUUCUUCGGCGUGGUUGAUAUUCUCUUUCGUUUCGCGUAUUUUUAUCGAAGCAUUCACGAUGACAUUUGUAGCAGAGUGGGGCGACCGCUCACAGCUAACCACUAUCAUCCUUGCGGCCCGAGAAAAUAUAGCUGGUGUCAUCAGCGGAGGUAUACUCGGUCAUGCGUUAUGUACAGGUAUAGCAGUUGUUGGUGGUAAACUGGUUGCUCAGAGAAUCUCAGUUCGAACAGUUACCAUCGUUGGUGGUAUUGUAUUCUUGAUCUUUGCAUUAUCUGCACUUUUCAUCAACGACGAUGUGAAGAAGUUUGUUGUGAUGCGAAGAAUGUGCAGUGUUAGCUCACAUUUAUUCCCUCAGUGA
Necator americanus (New World hookworm) is the source of this 942-nucleotide messenger RNA. RefSeq lists its product as uncharacterized. The record is from RefSeq and is a predicted model, not a curated record. The transcript has 9 exons. Gene Ontology annotation, biological process: manganese ion transmembrane transport; Golgi calcium ion transport; Golgi calcium ion homeostasis. The coding region runs from base 1 to 942 and encodes 313 amino acids. NCBI's taxonomy places the organism in Eukaryota, Metazoa, Nematoda, Chromadorea, Rhabditida, Ancylostomatidae. Gene Ontology annotation, molecular function: manganese ion transmembrane transporter activity; calcium ion transmembrane transporter activity. Gene Ontology annotation, cellular component: Golgi apparatus.